This is a messenger RNA of Nannizzia gypsea CBS 118893, 3687 nucleotides long. RefSeq lists its product as hypothetical. Bases 1 to 3687 code for a protein of 1228 amino acids. The record is from RefSeq and is a predicted model, not a curated record. Gene Ontology annotation, molecular function: GTPase activator activity. The transcript has 2 exons. Gene Ontology annotation, biological process: regulation of mitotic cytokinesis. NCBI's taxonomy places the organism in Eukaryota, Fungi, Ascomycota, Eurotiomycetes, Onygenales, Arthrodermataceae.
AUGGAGUUUGUGCCUGCGCUGUGUGCUGCGGGCACAAUUGGCAUCGCUCCCGCCGGACUCGCCCUGGGCCGCCCCGAGGCCAGCACCGCCAGCAGCACCGCCAGACGCCCCUCGGCCCUCGCAUACCAACGAGCAUCCUUCUUCGCCGGCCAGCCUGCUGAGGCCUCGCUGCAGUCGCCUCUCGCGCCGCUGUCUCCUCUGUCGCUGCCGCCCGUCUUCUCUCCGCUGCAUGAGCCCGAGAGCCAGCUGAGCCCGUCCAGCUCGCUCAGCCCGCGCCGCCUGCCCCUGGACGAGGAGCUCUCGACCGCCGCGAAGCUGGACGCCCUCAUCCAGCGGACAGACGAGAAGAUCCUCCUGCGGCCGCGGCGAGAGAACAACCAGACCGUCCUGGCCCGCGAUGUCGAGAUAGAGCCCGAGCAGGCGCCCGCUCUCGAUCCCUCAGCCUCUGCGCGGCCGUCCUCUUCCUGGGUGCGCCGCCUGUCCACCAUCACCUCCUCCGUCUACGGCACCACCAGCUCCGCCGUCAGCUCGCGGCCGCAGUCUCCCUCUGUCAACGGCUCGACGGCCCCAUUCUUCCCCCAGAAACAGCAUCGCAGCAAUCGAUCCUCCCUGCCGCCAAACAAGCUCGUCAAGCGCUCGACCUCCCAGCUCGAUUUCCCAGACUCCCCUACCUCCCCCUGCUACAGCCAACACCCCUACCACGACUCCUCGAGGCCGCGCCGCUCAAACUCCAUCAUCCGGCGCCCGGCUACCAGCCAUCAACGGAGCGCUGCUGCUGCUGCUGCCAUGAGGAACCGCUCUGCUACCGAGUCCAACGUCCUGGACGCUGCUGGCUGCUUGGUGCCGCCGCACACUUCCUGCUCUUCGUCGUCCCCCCUGGCGUCUCCCCAUCAUCUCCAUCCUCGUCCGCUUUCUUCUACCUUUCCUUCUGCUUCUUCUGCUCCUGCUCCUUCUGCUCCUCCAGGGGAACCCGUCUGGCGCCCUUACUUUCGCGGAAUCGCUUCCAACUUCUCCUCCAUCCGCACGCGGCGGCGGUCCUCUUCGGUCAGACAGAGGCGCGAGCGCUCCCAGCAGCAGCUUCAUCUUCUGCUCGAGCAGCCUGACGUCGUGCCCACCCUCGUCCUGGCAUCCGCCAUCAAGCCCCAGGAUGCCGCUCAUACUCCUCCUCGCUUUAGCUCCAGUUUCAAGUCGUCAGAGCAGCCCCGCCAGCAUCUGCAUCAGCAUCAGCGCCAACCGUCAGACCUAGCUUCUUGGAGCAGAGCUGUCCCCGUUGCGCGCAGCCAGGUCUCUCGCAUGCUGAGUUCAAAAAAAGAGCAGGAUUCGGAGACAGAGACUGAGGCCGAACCUGAAUCAGAACCUGAGCCUGCUCUGUUACUGUCAACUUCAGCGCCCCUGACUCCCUUUGCAGCAGAAUCAACGACAAAAAACCCUCCUCAGCCGUGGGAAGAGUCGAUAGCUAAGCUGCAGCGGCGGCAGCAGCGUGCCUCCCUCGACCUGAAACGCAACCCGCAUUCAGACAGUGAGGUCCGGACCAGCAAGAGUGAGCGGCUGAGCGGGAACUCGAUGCGCUCGCGGCGGAGGAAGAACAUCACCGACCCUGACAUAUUUCAACGGCCGGCCACUUCCCACCACCACCAACAACAACAUCAACACCAACACCAACCACUACAUCUACGUCUACAUCAUAACCAGCGGCACGAUCCUGAUGAUCACUUCGAUACUAACCACGGCGAUAACAGCCACCACGACCAAUCAGAGGACCAAGACCCCCUCGAGCCCGUAUCCCCCAAGACGGUCUCAAAGGCUAAGCCUCGCCUACGGCAUUUGCCACAGUUCCACGACCUGCGCAACGAGCUCCUGAACGAAAGACGGUCAGCGCCGUCCUCGGCCUCUGGCUCCAGGCAGUCAUCUGCCGAGCAGAAGAUCUACAGCGCACCACGAGACCGCGACCGAGACCAGCGGCUCUCCGUGACUGCGUCAGACCCGGCGUCGACCGUCCCCGGCUCUGAUAAUGAUACCCGCAUCUUCUCGUCCGGCGAGGAAGACGAGACCGACUGCCACAGCGACACCAUCUUCGACUCCUACCCGACGCGCGCCACAAGCAGCAACAAGUCGACGUCCACCCCCCGGGGGCCCAGGAUAGAUACCCUCUUCGACAAGCCCGACGACGUCACUGUCACUCCAAAGCAGCAGCAACAACCACAAAACUACUAUCCAGAUGAACUGCACUUGUCUUCGUCGGUCGUCUCGUCGGUUCGGAAGAGGUCAGACCUAGUCGUACUCGACGCCCUCGGCCAUAAUAACGGCAGCCUGAGGCACGCCUCGUCCUCAGAGGCUGCCGUCCGGAGAAUGUCGCCCUCGCCCAAGACCGUCAUCACCGGCCCAUCCCAGCGAGCCAGCCGGAAGUCCAGCUACUUUCCUGCUCCCUCAGCCGACAGCGCAGAGAAACUGCGGUUUUUCGCCGAGACGUCGGAUGAUGAUUAUGACGACGACGACGACGACGACGAUGACUUCCCCAUGGCGCUUAACUCGCCCCCUCACUCCAGGUCGGCUAUCACGCUGUCAAAGGCAUCGGAGGCCGGCUCGAGGAUGAGCGUGUUUGACUGGUCGGAGCAGCAGAAGCCUUCCAAGGACGGCGACAGCGCUGGGUAUCGGCCAAAGACCGCGCAUGAGAAGAACCUGCUUGACUUGCGCGGAGGACGCUCGACCGCGCGCAGUGCACCCAACACUCUCCAUCUCAGAAGCCAGAGUGUGCCCAUCGCAACGAAGGAGUCGACGGGGCAAAAGGACGCCGGCUUCCCUCUCAAGUUCGGCACCUGGGGGCUCGGCAACAAGGGUCCCAGCGAAGACUGGGAUGGCGACUUCGACUUCGAGGACUCGGAUGACCAGCCGUUCCCUGGCUCCCUGGCCAACGGCAAAUGCUCUACCAGCAGCAUGAAGGUUCCCCAGGCUAUAUUGGAUCGGCAGGAGAGCGUACAUGGCCAAUACGGCCUCGUCCAGGAACUCACCGUCCUGGUCGAGGAACUCAAGCGACUCCAGGCCCAGGCCAAAGCGCUGAACAUCCUGGAAGGCCAGUCCGGAGAAUUAUGGAAAGAGGCACAGGGGAUCAUAAACCUUGCAACCCUUGAAGAAGACGAUGACCAACCACGUUCAAACGGCUGCAGCAGCAGGCAUCAACGCCAGCGAUCCUCAUCAGCCACAACGUUUGACUCGGGUAACUUUGGCCUGGAAGCUUCCCCUGAGCCCAUGCCCAUGGCCACCAAGCAGAACAGUAACGAGAGCCAGGGCCAGGGCAAACAGUCCUCUCCUCUUCCCGGCAAAGAAAACGCCGACCCAAGCGCCAAUAUCAACGCUACUUUCCCGUUGUCCAAGAAGCCACGCAGAGAGUCCUCAGUCAGAGCAAGAUCAGUGCUAGAUAACAUUCAUCAUCUCCGAGAGCUUCACAACGGCAACUCGACCGCCUCUCUACCAACCCAUGAUAGCCAGCAGCGCUUCGCCUUUGAUACCCAGUCACUCCGUGAUCUCGUCGUCCGUGCCGGCGCCAUAACUCGCUCUCUAAAGGACAUCGUCCGCAAAGCAGAAGGAGUCUACGUCCCGUCCGAUACAAACUAUCUCACCCCCGACCCACCCUUCAGCCAAAUAUUCGUCCAUCCUUCACAACCUAUACCUGCGAAUGGACUCUCCUGA